This is a messenger RNA of Lineus longissimus, 1328 nucleotides long. RefSeq names its product cytochrome c, testis-specific-like. Gene Ontology annotation, biological process: mitochondrial electron transport, ubiquinol to cytochrome c; mitochondrial electron transport, cytochrome c to oxygen. NCBI's taxonomy places the organism in Eukaryota, Metazoa, Nemertea, Pilidiophora, Heteronemertea, Lineidae. The transcript is spliced from 3 exons. Gene Ontology annotation, cellular component: mitochondrial intermembrane space. The record is from RefSeq and is a predicted model, not a curated record. Gene Ontology annotation, molecular function: heme binding; electron transfer activity. The coding region runs from base 107 to 427 and encodes 106 amino acids.
UCUUCCCCGAUUCAGUGGUCGUUGACGUAAGAAAUCGACCUUUCCAGAGGACGUUAGGAUUUUAUGAACGUUGCGUUGCUGUGUACUAACACGAAUAAUUAACAUAAUGGGUGACGCCGACAAGGGAGCCAAGGUUUUUAAGCAGAAAUGUUAUCAAUGUCACAAUGUGGAAAAAAAUGGUAAACAUAAGACGGGUCCUAACCUGUACGGGAUGUACGGACGCAAGACAGGACAGGCUUCUGGAUUCACCUACACUGAAGCUAACAAGAACAAAGGAAUAACAUGGGGAGAAGACACCUUAGAGAUCUAUCUAACGAACCCCAAGAAGUACAUACCUGGAACUAAAAUGGUCUUUGCAGGAAUCAAGAAGGCGGGCGAACGCAAAGAUUUAAUUGCUUUUUUGAAACGGGAAACAUCUCCAAGUUAAUAUACGUGACUUUAGGAAAAAAAAAUUGUAUAUCAGAAAAGGACCUAGAAUCGCAAAGGAUGAAAGUUCUACCUCCAUAUCAUACCAGAACGAUGUCCUAGUACAUUUUUAAAUGACUCCAUUUGUUUUGUGUUGAACUGAGAACAUUGCUCAUUCACAGUAUGUUAUGCCUUUGGACAUGUACCUAAGGUUACCAUUUGAACCCUAAACUCCCAACUCGAAAUGCAAUAAAUUCUUGAGUAACCAGUAAAUAUGACCGGCGUACCUUGGAACCUUAUCUCAGGACUGCUUGUAUCCUAGUCUUUUUUGUGUGCACUGACUUACUUGACAAGAAAACCUAUUGUUUUGUCUGAUUUGGUCGACUUGGCCAUAAGAAGGAUUCUUUAAACAUACAAUUACAAUGUAUAUAUUUAUUGCUCAUUGGGUCAGUAGUCUCUGGACUGUUUUCACUGAGAAACCAGUUUAGUGGGACACCACUUGAGAAUGUAAUAUUUCAUUGUACUAACUAUUUGAUAUCACCAUAUUUACUAUACUAGAGUCGGGCAAGUCUCUUUACAGGCAGUUUUACUAAAGGUCGGAUCAAAAAAAGAUUAUUUUUGUCCAAGAAUCCUGAUGUACAUUUACAAUGAUACCAGUUACACUGUAAAUUUCUUCAUUUUCCAUUAUUGUAAUCCAAGCAUUGUGUGUAGAACAGGAUAUUCUCUAGGUUGCAGUAGUGACAGUGUUUUUCAUUUCAUUAACAGCAUAAUCGGAAUAUUAGUCUAGUAACAGUGUGUGCUUCUCGUCUUUAGUUGAAUUGUAACCUUGUUAAGUCAGGCGGCAGAUUAGUAGCUGAAGGAGAUUACUUUGUGCAACAAAUACCAUUUCAGAGAAUAAAUUUGUCCCUGUUUCAUCCUAGCAA